Messenger RNA from Formica exsecta, 903 nucleotides. RefSeq lists its product as uncharacterized. The record is from RefSeq and is a predicted model, not a curated record. NCBI's taxonomy places the organism in Eukaryota, Metazoa, Arthropoda, Insecta, Hymenoptera, Formicidae. The coding region runs from base 1 to 903 and encodes 300 amino acids. The transcript has a single exon.
AUGUCGACGGGAAGUAACGGAGAUCCCGAGCGGCCACGACCGGCCAGCGCGGAGACCACGCAAGACGAGCCGACCGCCUCGGCCGACGCCAUUUCGCGCCUAAAAUUGCCGCCGUUCUCGAGAGCAGACCCGAGAUGCUGGUUCGCGCAAAUUGAGAUGGCCUUCGAGCUGGAACGAAUAGUCAGCGACGACAGAAAAUUCAAGAAACUUGCCAUGAGCCUAGACUCAUCGGUCACUCCACUGGUGAGAGAUUUGAUCAUGCGGCCUCCACGCGAGGAAAGGUACGAGACCUUGAAAACAAGGGUGCUCAACGCCUGCUGCGAUUCCGCUGAGGAUGAUGUGAGGAGACUCCUGCGAGGUUUAAGCAUCGGCGACGACAAGCCAUCCAACUUAUUGUCUCGAAUGAGAAAUCUUGCAGGUGAGCCAUCUGACACGCGAAUGUUACGUGAAUUGUUUCUCGACAGAUUACCUGAAAACGUGCAAGACAUUUUGGCUUGUAACGACACUACGGACCUUAGCAAAUUGGCGAUGCAAGCGGAUCGCAUAAUGGCACGGAAGGGACCACACGUUUCAGCAAUUGAGGGAAAAUCGACCGAGACGGCCCUCGUGUCUUGUGCAAAACACCAACCCGAAAAAGGCAGAGACGCGUUGAUAAUGGAGGUUGCAGAAUUGAGACGAAUUAUCGAGGAAAUGAAUACUGACGACAGGCGUAACCGCUCGCGUAGUAAAACGCCACAGCGGCGACGUACGCAUUCCAGGUCCAGAACGCACACACCAGCCGGAAGGAAAAGCAAAGACCGGAUCUGUUUCUACCAUCGCAGAUUCGCUCAUGAGGCGAGGAACUGCAUACCGCCGUGCGAGUUCGUGCAGAAACCGGAAAACGUCAACGACAGUCGCCAGUAG